CCGAGCCCUGCCCCCGCGAGCCUCCCGGACCCCUUUGUGCGGCCGGAGGCGGCGGCGGGAACGGCCAUGGCGGCCAACAUGUACCGGGUGGGAGGUGAGUACCGGGCGCAGGGGUAUGGGGCCCGGGGCGGGAGAGGUUGGGGUCGGGACCUGAGGGGCUCGGCACCGAGUGGCGCGAGGCGCAGCGUAUGGGGCAGCGUGGACCGGAGCACGGACCGGAACCGGAACCGGGAGACGAGGACAGAGGGUGCGGGGAACCGCGACGCGGCAGGGCGCCGAGACUCCCAGAGAGAAGCUGCGGGCAGCCCCGACGGCACUUUCAGGGCUGUGUCGGGGGCUCCCUGGGGCACGGAGUGGGCUUCUGAAACCGGUUCCGAAGGAGCUGACAGGGUAGGGAGGGAACGCGAGGGGCUGGGGCGACGGCUUUGCCACCGCGGGGGAGCCGCCCGGAGGUUUCCUCUUCCCAGGCGUUAUUGUGCGCCUCGGUUCGAAAAGAUUACGUCUAUUUUGAGAACUCUUCCAGCAAUCCUUACCUGGUUAGACGGAUUGAGGAGCUCAACAAGACUGCAAAUGGAAAUGUGGAGGCAAAGGUUGUCUGUCUUUUCCGGCGCAGGGACAUUUCAAGUAGCCUCAACAGCCUGGCUGAUAGUAAUGCCAGGGAGUUUGAAGAGGAAUCAAAGCAGCCAGGGGUGUCUGAGCAGCAGCGCCAUCAACUGAAGCACCGGGAACUUUUUCUUUCUCGGCAAUUUGAAUCAUUACCAGCCACCCACAUACGGGGGAAAUGCAGUGUGACCCUCUUGAAUGAGACAGAUAUCUUGAGCCAGUACCUGGAAAAGGAGGACUGCUUUUUUUACUCACUGGUGUUUGACCCUGUGCAGAAGACACUUCUAGCUGAUCAGGGCGAGAUUAGAGUUGGUUGCAAAUACCAAGCUGAGAUCCCAGAUCGCCUAGCAGAGGGAGAAUCUGAUAAUCGGAACCAACAGAAGAUGGAGAUGAAGGUCUGGGACCCAGACAACCCUCUCACAGACCGGCAGAUCGACCAGUUUCUCGUGGUGGCCCGAGCCGUGGGAACCUUUGCAAGAGCCCUAGAUUGCAGCAGCUCCAUUCGGCAGCCAAGCUUGCACAUGAGUGCAGCUGCUGCCUCCCGAGAUAUCACCCUGUUUCACGCCAUGGAUACCUUGCAAAGGAACGGCUAUGACCUGGCUAAAGCCAUGUCGACCCUGGUACCCCAGGGAGGCCCGGUGCUGUGUCGGGAUGAGAUGGAGGAAUGGUCAGCCUCAGAGGCCAUGCUAUUUGAGGAGGCCUUAGAGAAGUAUGGGAAGGACUUCAAUGAUAUUCGCCAGGAUUUUCUACCCUGGAAGUCACUUGCCAGCAUAGUCCAGUUUUAUUACAUGUGGAAAACCACAGACCGGUAUAUUCAGCAGAAAAGAUUGAAAGCUGCUGAAGCAGACAGCAAACUGAAACAGGUCUACAUCCCCACCUACACUAAGCCAAACCCUAACCAGAUCAUUUCUGUGGGUUCAAAACCUGGCAUGAAUGGGGCUGGAUUUCAGAAGGGCCUGACUUGUGAGAGUUGCCACACCACACAGUCUGCUCAGUGGUAUGCUUGGGGCCCACCUAACAUGCAGUGCCGCCUCUGUGCUUCCUGUUGGAUCUACUGGAAGAAAUAUGGGGGACUUAAGACCCCAACUCAGCUUGAGGGGGCCACUCGGGGCACCACGGAGCCACACUCAAGGGGUCAUUUGUCCAGACCUGAAGCUCAAAGUCUCUCUCCUUACACAACCAGCGCCAACCGGGCCAAGCUACUGGCUAAGAACAGGCAAACUUUCCUGCUUCAGACCACAAAGCUGACCCGUCUUGCCAGACGCAUGUGCAGGGACCUAUUGCAGCCAAGGAGGGCUGCCCGACGGCCUUAUGCUCCUAUCAAUGCCAAUGCCAUCAAAGCAGAGUGCUCCAUUCGACUUCCUAAGGCCGCCAAGACUCCAUUGAAGAUUCACCCUCUGGUGCGGCUGCCCCUGGCAACUAUCGUCAAAGAUCUGGUGGCCCAGGCACCCCUGAAACCAAAAACACCUCGGGGUACCAAGACACCGAUCAACAGAAACCAGCUGUCCCAGAACCGGGGACUGGGGGGCAUUAUGGUGAAACGGGCCUAUGAGACUAUGGCAGGGGCAGGGGUUCCUUUCUCUGCCAAUGGAAGGCCUCUGGCUUCAGGGAUUCGUUCAAGCUCACAGCCAGCAGCCAAGCGUCAGAAACUAAACCCAGCUGAUGCCCCCAAUCCUGUGGUGUUUGUGGCCACAAAGGAUACCAGGGCCCUACGGAAGGCUCUGACCCAUCUGGAAAUGCGGCGAGCUGCUCGCCGACCCAACUUGCCCCUGAAGGUGAAGCCAACGCUGAUUGCAGUGCGGCCCCCUGUCCCUCUACCUGCACCCUCACAUCCUGCCAGCACCAAUGAGCCUAUUGUCCUGGAGGACUGAGCACCGGUGGGGAAGGGAGGUGGGCUGAGAGGUAGAGGAUGGAUGCCCAGGGCACCCAAACCUCCCUUCCCUUUCGUGUCGAAGGGAGUGAGGAGUGAAUAAGGAAGAGACCAAGUGAGUGUGUGUCCCUGGAGGGGUUGGGCGCCCUCUGGUGUUACCACCUCAAGACUUGUCUCAUGCCUCCAUGCUUGCUGAUGGAGGACAGACUGCAGGAACUUGGCCCAUGUGGGAACCUAGCCUGUUUUGGGGGGUAGGACCCACAGAUGUCUUGGACAGUUUUGGGGGGAGGGUUUUUUAAUUUUUUAAAAAUUUUGCCUCCCUUUGUGCAAGGGGAUGGGGAGGGGAAGAGUAAACAGAUAACAGGUGGUGGUACCUGGUUGGGGGAGGGGGGUGUGCACUGCCAUGUCUUUUUUUUUUUUUUUUUUUCCUAAUUGGGGGUUUCUCUUUCUGUCCGGUGUCCGGACUUUCCUAAUUGGAGUUUGAGGCCCCUAAGCUGGCAUCAACCCCAGGCCACGCUCGCUCUUUCCUUCCCUCCCCUCCCCCUCCGCCUUUUGUACGCCAGUUCUCAGAAAUAAAGAUCUUUUGUCCGUUUUUUUAACCUCGGAUUCUGUAAUUGGUUCUUAUAGUAACAAAUAAAAAGCUGUUUUCUUCAGCUUC
This is a messenger RNA of Nomascus leucogenys (northern white-cheeked gibbon), 3131 nucleotides long. RefSeq names its product metastasis associated 1 family member 2 (gene MTA2). The record is from RefSeq and is a predicted model, not a curated record. Gene Ontology annotation, molecular function: chromatin binding; histone deacetylase binding; sequence-specific DNA binding. Gene Ontology annotation, cellular component: NuRD complex; nucleoplasm. Lineage: Eukaryota; Metazoa; Chordata; Mammalia; Primates; Hylobatidae. Gene Ontology annotation, biological process: negative regulation of transcription by RNA polymerase II.